AUGAAAAAAUUUUUAAUUUUCCCCAAGAGUAAUUUGAAGAGGAAAAAACGGCCUUUAUUUUCUAAUAAUUCUCCCCAUUUUUAUUUUUCAAAUGAUUCAAGAGGACCCCAAAAAAAUUUUUUCAUUAUUCUUUUGUUGCUUCUAAAAGUGCUAGUACCUGGUAAUGGACAAGCUGCUUUUGGCCCCGUAAAUCAGUGCCCAAUGGGGCAGAUAGCAGAUGGAUCAUGCUUUAUUUAUGGCUUUUGCUUCAAUCAACAAGAGCGGUGCUUAAACGGAGUUUGCUGUCGUCCUCUAGUGCCUCAAUGCCCUGUCGGCUUCAUUCCCGAUGGAUUUUGUUCAUACACUGGAAUUUGUUUCGAAUUAAAUCAGCGUUGCCUUAAUGGAGUUUGUUGCAGACCAAACCAAGUAUAUCAACAAUGCCCCCCAGGGACAUUUCUAGACGGCUACUGUUCCUAUACUCGAAUUUGCUUUGAUCCGCGCGAAACUUGUUUUAAUGGACUUUGCUGUCAGAGUUAUGGACAAGGACAGAUUCCUCCUAACUAUCCGCCGAAUCAGAUAUACCCCCCUAAUCAACCUAUAUAUCCUCCCAAUCAACCCAUAUAUCCUCCGAACCAACCCAUAUACCCUCCCAAUCAACCAAUAUACCCUCCAAAUCAACAAAUAUAUCCCCCUAACCAAAUAUACCCUUCUCCAAAUCAAAUUUACCCCCAAAACCAAAUAUACCCUGUAAAUCAAAUUUAUCCUACCAACCAAAUUUACCCCACCAACAUCUAUCCUUAUCCUCGACAACAAAUUCCAGGAGGAAUUGGUGGCAUCUAUCAACCAUAUCCUAUUGGUGGUCUAGGAGGAAUGGGUGGUAUACGGCCUAUUGGUGGGGGAAUAGGCGGCCUUGGAGGAAUUGGAUAUGGCGGAAUUGGCAGUCUUGGAAUGGGAGGACUUGGAGGCUUAGGAGGACUUGGAGGAUAUGGUGGAAUUGGAAGCCUUGGACUUGGUGGAGGACUUGGAGGAAUGGGAGGCGGACUUGGUGGCCUAGGAGGAAUUGGCGGCCUUGGCGGUAUGGGUGGAAUGGGAGGACUUGGAGGAAUCGGUUUCGGGUGUGUAGAUUAUCAUCCAUAUUGUCCCCUUUACACUACUUACUGCUUUUCUUCAACAAUUGUGGAAGUAUGUAUGGAAAGUUGUGGACUUUGUGAUAUUUACAAAAGGUGA
This is a messenger RNA of Meloidogyne enterolobii, 1206 nucleotides long. The record is from the annotation of a GenBank genome assembly. Lineage: Eukaryota; Metazoa; Nematoda; Chromadorea; Rhabditida; Meloidogynidae.